This is a messenger RNA of Pongo pygmaeus (Bornean orangutan), 6821 nucleotides long. RefSeq names its product OTU deubiquitinase 7B (gene OTUD7B). Lineage: Eukaryota; Metazoa; Chordata; Mammalia; Primates; Hominidae. Bases 761 to 3292 code for a protein of 843 amino acids. The record is from RefSeq and is a predicted model, not a curated record. Gene Ontology annotation, cellular component: nucleus; cytoplasm. Gene Ontology annotation, biological process: protein K63-linked deubiquitination; protein K11-linked deubiquitination; protein K48-linked deubiquitination. The transcript has 12 exons. Gene Ontology annotation, molecular function: DNA binding; zinc ion binding; K63-linked polyubiquitin modification-dependent protein binding.
GACGCCCUGGGCCGCUGCCACGCGCGGGCGCUAUUCUCCACCCACCUGCGGCCUGAAGAUGCCUGAGGCCCGGACUCUCAGACCCCUAUUGCCCUUUGGUCCUGGAGGCCCAGCCGCAGCCUGAAGCCCAAGAGAGUGGAGCCUCGCGAAAUGAGGAACCUGGCACAAGGUUUGCUUGGAAGCAGGAAAGACAGAGCGUGGCUACGUGCCCUAUUUGCCAUUAACGCUUUCUUGCAUGGCAGUGAGAGAUGAGGGCAAGGGAGGUGGCAUAAUGCUCCCGGUCACUUGGGACUCGGAGAGACGGCAUUUAAUAAAUCACACGCGGUAUUUGCGAAACAGUGGUCGAGAUUCGUCUUCCCGGCUUCAUUGCGUCAUUAAUAGGUGGGAACAGUACCCCUGUGUUGAGGCUGCAGAGGCCCGAAUUGGUUUUCCCAAGACAGAGGGGCAUAUGAAAUUGAACAAAUAUUUGUUGAAUGAAUGAACAAAGGGAACGCCUUUUAGGGAUGUUUCUGGGGAAAGGCCUGAGGUUCUCCAGGAGGGUCUGCAGCUAGGGUCGGCCGUGGGGGCGCGCAGCCCGCGGGACCACCGGACCUGCAAGCGUCCCCCUGCCCCGCCCCUGCCUCGGCGCUCUGAGCAAUUGGACUCUGCCAGCUCUAACUCCGGCGGGACGCUGAAACUGCAGGCAAGAGCCGAGGUGGAGGCCUGAAUUUUGAUCUAUGUUCUACCUACAUCCAGCUGGCUGAAAGUACUUGAUGAUCACAUGACCCUGGACAUGGAUGCUGUUCUGUCAGAUUUUGUCCGUUCCACAGGAGCAGAGCCAGGGCUAGCACGAGAUCUCCUAGAAGGAAAGAAUUGGGAUGUGAGUGCUGCCCUCAGUGAUUUUGAACAGCUACGUCAAGUCCAUGCUGGGAACCUACCCCCAUCCUUUAGUGAGGGGAGUGGUGGCUCCAGGACCCCUGAAAAAGGGUUUUCUGACAGAGAGCCUACUCGCCCUCCCCGACCCAUCCUCCAACGGCAGGAUGACAUCGUUCAAGAAAAACGCCUGUCUAGGGGCAUCUCCCACGCCAGCUCCAGCAUUGUUUCCCUGGCCCGGUCCCAUGUCUCCUCCAAUGGUGGGGGUGGGGGGAGCAAUGAGCACCCCCUGGAAAUGCCCAUCUGUGCCUUCCAGCUUCCAGAUCUCACUGUGUAUAAUGAAGACUUCCGCAGCUUCAUAGAGAGAGACCUCAUUGAGCAGUCCAUGCUGGUUGCCUUGGAACAGGCAGGGCGUUUGAACUGGUGGGUGAGUGUGGAUCCCACCUCUCAGAGGCUGCUUCCUUUGGCAACUACUGGAGAUGGGAACUGCCUCCUGCAUGCAGCCUCCCUUGGAAUGUGGGGUUUCCAUGAUCGGGACUUGAUGCUGCGGAAAGCUUUGUAUGCACUGAUGGAGAAGGGAGUUGAGAAGGAAGCAUUGAAACGGCGCUGGAGGUGGCAGCAGACACAGCAGAAUAAAGAGUCAGGGCUGGUAUACACAGAAGAUGAAUGGCAGAAGGAGUGGAAUGAACUGAUCAAGCUUGCCUCAAGUGAACCCCGAAUGCACCUAGGUACCAAUGGAGCCAACUGUGGUGGGGUGGAGAGUUCUGAGGAGCCUGUAUAUGAGAGCCUUGAAGAGUUUCACGUCUUUGUCCUUGCUCAUGUGCUUAGGAGGCCCAUAGUCGUCGUGGCAGACACCAUGCUGAGGGACUCCGGAGGGGAAGCAUUUGCCCCUAUUCCCUUUGGAGGAAUCUAUCUGCCUUUGGAGGUCCCAGCCAGCCAGUGUCACCGCUCCCCUCUGGUGCUUGCCUAUGAUCAGGCCCACUUUUCUGCACUCGUGUCCAUGGAGCAGAAGGAGAAUACCAAGGAACAAGCUGUGAUCCCACUUACAGAUUCAGAGUAUAAGCUGCUGCCCUUGCACUUUGCUGUGGACCCUGGAAAAGGCUGGGAGUGGGGCAAAGAUGACAGUGACAAUGUCCGAUUGGCCAGUGUAAUUCUGUCCCUAGAGGUCAAAUUGCAUCUGCUGCAUAGCUACAUGAAUGUGAAGUGGAUCCCACUGUCCUCUGAUGCACAGGCUCCUCUGGCCCAGCCUGAGUCCCCCACCGCCUCAGCUGGAGAUGAGCCCCGGUCCACUCCUGAGUCUGGAGACUCAGACAAGGAGUCAGUUGGCAGCAGUUCCACCAGCAACGAAGGUGGCUGGCGGAAGGAGAAGUCAAAGCGAGAUCGGGAGAAGGACAAGAAGAGAGCAGAUUCUGUGGCUAACAAACUGGGCAGCUUUGGCAAAACCUUGGGCAGCAAGCUCAAGAAGAACAUGGGGGGCCUGAUGCACAGCAAGGGUUCGAAGCCUGGAGGGGUGGGGACAGGGUCGGGGGGAAGCAGUGGCACUGAGACACUGGAGAAGAAGAAGAAAAACUCACUGAAGAGCUGGAAGGGUGGCAAGGAGGAGGCAGCUGGGGAUGGGCCUGUGUCUGAGAAGCCCCCAGCUGAGUCUGUUGGUAACGGAGGGAGCAAGUAUAGCCAGGAGGUGAUGCAGAGCCUGAGCAUUCUGAGGACUGCCAUGCAAGGGGAGGGGAAGUUUAUUUUUGUUGGAACCCUGAAGAUGGGUCACCGUCACCAGUAUCAGGAGGAGAUGAUCCAGCGCUACCUUUCUGAUGCUGAGGAGAGAUUCCUGGCAGAACAGAAGCAGAAGGAGGCAGAGAGGAAGAUCAUGAAUGGAGGAAUAGGGGGUGGCCCUCCUCCAGCCAAAAAGCCAGAGCCAGAUGCUAGGGAAGAGCAGCCGACCGGUCCCCCAGCAGAGUCCAGGGCAAUGGCAUUUUCCACUGGCUACCCUGGGGACUUUACUAUCCCUCGGCCUUCUGGGGGUGGAGUCCACUGCCAGGAACCCCGGAGGCAGUUGGCAGGGGGUCCAUGUGUCGGGGGUCUACCACCAUAUGCCACCUUCCCCAGACAGUGCCCUCCUGGGCGACCCUACCCCCACCAGGACAGCAUCCCUUCUCUGGAGCCAGGAAGCCACUCUAAGGAUGGACUUCACAGGGGUACCUUGUUACCACCCCCCUACCGAGUGGCUGAUUCCUACAGCAAUGGCUACAGAGAGCCCCCUGAGCCAGAUGGAUGGGCUGGAGGUCUCCGGGGGCUUCCCCCAACUCAGACCAAAUGCAAACAACCGAACUGCAGCUUCUAUGGACACCCUGAGACAAACAACUUCUGUUCCUGUUGUUACAGGGAAGAACUGAGGAGGAGGGAGCGGGAACUGGAUGGGGAGCUCCUGGUGCACAGGUUCUGAACGGGUGGAACAUUGAAGGGCAAGGAGGCUAAACAAAGUUAAGCUCAACUAAUUGGCUCAUCAAGAACACAGUCCCCAUGUUGAGGGGGCAAAUGCAGUAAUGUUUGUGGGAGCCUGGCUGGAAACUUUUAAAUGUGUGCACACAGUGCUGUCAGGCUGGCAAGAGCAGGUCGGGGCUGGAUGGCACCUCAGGGGCUGUACUAUUCCUCUGCAGAGCUUGACUUGAUGAGAUUUGAGGUACAAGGGGGAAAGAUGGCGAUUCUGUCUUAUAACCUCCUGGGUCCCAUCCAGGGACCUAAGAGAAAGUAGCAGGGGAAGGUUUGGUGUGUGGGGGUGGGAGGUGGGCAGAAGUCUUGGGGAGGAAUGGGCAAAGGAGGUUCUCAGUCAAUAAAACCAAAGUUCUUUAGGUUGGGAAAAAGCACAUGGUGGUGGAGUGAGAAGUGUGGAGGGGAAGUGGGAAAUUGGACACAUUUGCUAUUGAUUUGAAUUAAGGUAGAAAUUAAGGUUGGAUAAAUUCUUCCCCUUGAAGGAUCUGGAAAGACAAGGCAGUAAUGUGUCCUCAUGGGUGCCUGUUAGGAGGUGGGGGUAGUUUAAAUCCGUUUGUUUAGAUGGGAAAGGGAGGAACUUAAAAGGGAAAUCCUUUUCCUCUUAAGCUUUAUUUCCUUCCAAGCAGUCAUAUGUCAUCUGUUACAGUUUGAGAAGAGAUUGCUGAUUACCCCCAUCUUUUCCUCAUCUAAGUCUUUAAUUGUAUUUGUUUAAAGGGAAGAGCAUGGUGAAAACAGCCGUCAUGUGUGUUGCAUUUUCUCCAGGUGAAUUGGGGCAGAGCUGAUCUAUUUUUUAACCACAGCAAUAACCAUACGUUGGGGUUUGAGCGCACCUUGGGAGGGGUGGGAGGACAGACAUUUUAGCCAGAGACUGUUUAAAACAAAACCAAAAACCUAAGUAGAGCAUUACAGUCCUCUGUGGCUGCUGUGUUUCUGCAGAAAGCAACUUAUUUUAUUGACUUUUUUUUUUUUUUAAGGAAAAGAAAUAAAAAGACCCCAGCAAGCAAAAACAUUUAAAAAAUGAUUUUUUUUCUCCUACUUAAGUGGUUCUUUCUCCCUUUGCUCUACUUUUGGAGAAUGAACUUAACAUCCCGGCUUCUUAUGUUAAGCCAUAGCUGACCUUAAUCUGUGGUUAGUUUAUUAAAAUAAUUAAAAAUACUUUAUAAGAAGAGAUAUUUUUGAUAUUAGGACUGAUGUUGAAACAUAUAGGGGCAAUUUAUAAAAAGGUAGUUAGAGAAAUAUAUUUUAGUGAACUAUAACCACAGAGCACAGAUGACUCCCAAUGAGCUGAUCUGUCUUUAGGUUUCUCCCUUUCCCUGACCCUUCCUUGUUCUUUAGGGGCUGGGAGUGGGGAUGUGGACACAGUAGGGGGAGCUACUUCUCAUUUUGCACAAAGCACAAGUCUGAACAGCCUAUGCUCUGGCCAGAGCCAUUUCUAAGAGCUUUAAACUGGAAGACCUAUCCUGGGCCAAUUUUCCUUUUUCUUUAUAUUUUUUUCCGGGAAAAAAAGUCAACUAUGCAAUUGUAUACACUCCCGGGUGCAUGUGAAGAAGGGGAAUAAGUGUACUUAUGUGUCCAGAGUAUUAACUGGGGCUGUUUUUCUGUGUUUGGAUUUCUCUUUUGAGGUAUGUACUCAUAACCCAUCCCUUGGAAUGUAAUCCCCACAUUUGAUCUAAAGCACUUGCGUGUGCAUGCAUGCGCGUGCGUGCAUAUGUGUGUGUGUGUUUUCCUCCUCGGUAGCCAGUCAAGAUUGUCCUUGUUGGAAAUGCUCACAGUUUAGAAAGGUUAUUUUCUCCUCAACAAACUCAAAAGUCACCUAUUUUCCAAAUCUGAUUUAAUAAUUUCCUAUGGCUAUUAAUUCUUAGGGUUUUCUUUGAAAAUAGAUUUGUUUUAAGGAAGCAGUGAGAUUCCAAAGGAAGGGAUGUGUAUAUGUCUAGGCAGGUCUGGAACCUGGUAUGAGAUGAGCACUCCCCUAAGGUGCAAAAUUUAAGGGUUACUAUAAAACUCAUUAAUCAAGAUACUUUAAAAAAUGCAGUAUUUUAAAAAAUUAAUGCAAAAAAUUUAUGUUGAAUAAAAUAGCGAAAUCUUACAGGAUCUGACAGGAUUGAGAUUAGGAGGAGGGAAGUGAGGCUGAAUUGAAUAAGUAUGGGGAUGAAUCCUUAUUUAAAUUUUUGAUACAUUGUCCAUCAUAGAUUUUUUACAUUAAUUGUGAAUUUUUAAAAAUGUUGCAUUAAAAUAGUAUUUAUCUUGGUUACUGGGUUUUUUGGCACUCCUUAAAUUUUGUGCCCAAGGUGAGUGCUUUGCUCACCUCACCCUAGUUACGUCCCUGUUUCUGUGAUUUGAACAACACUAGUGGGAACACCACUGUGUGCGCCUCCACCCCCAUCACACACCAAACAACAGGUGGCUCAGACACCCUGAAUUUGCACAGCUCACCUAGCUUUCCUAAUUGAGGCCUUCAUAUCAUAGAAUGCUGGCCUGGACCAAUAGGAAUGAAAACAGACCAGGGGUUUUCCCAGAGAAUAAAGCCGGAAAAGUUUUGAUUCUCCACUAGACUGCUGUGUUUGGAUUUGAUCUGUUGUUAGAUUCUAGUUAACACUUUUGUUUUUAAAAACUGAGGACAAAUGAACAAAAAACCUUGUAUCAUGUUUGUUUUUAUUUAUAAGUUAGCCAGUCCCAAUUCCUUUUGCCUUAUUUUCAAAUAAAAAAAGAUGGAAAUUUUGAGGGGUGGUCUAGGGGUGAAUAUGGUAAAAUGGGGCUUUAGGCCUUAUAGCUUUUUAUUAAGAAAUAAAUUAUUUUUUUUAUUUGGGAGGGUAACUAUUUAUUGAGGCAUUGAAAAACCUCUCCAUUCUAAGGAUGAGAGACCCUGAGACAAUGGAUAUUUUUUAUAGGAGAGAGUGAAGUUUGUUUUGCUUCAUUCUUUCAGGGAGGGUCUUAGUGGGAUAGGGGGAGGUGAAGGAAUAAUGCCUGGGAAAUUAAUAUAGAUUCAGCUUGGUUUGUGGUAUUUUGGGAAGAUGAGGGAAUAGAAGAGGCAAGCCCAUGUCGUUACUGGGUUGGGGAGAAGGAAAGAAGGGGCAUAUGGCCUGCACUUGAAAUGGGCAGAAAAAAUCCUUAGUUAAGGAGGGGUGUGUAAGUGAAGGGGGAAGGUAGACCCUUUAACCCCAAGUGAGGGAUGAUAUCAUCUCUCAGGCUUAAAUUCAAGUGCACUUAGUUCCUUUAAUCCAGGGCAACUGGGGUACCUACUGAAGUUUUUAAUGGAGAGGGGAGAUUUUCAGGGUUCUUGUUUUUUCCUUUUUGAUGUUAGACAGUGCUACUCCCUCCCUGCUGUGCUCUCUGCCCCAUCUCCAAUGGAGUAAGUAUUACUGUAGGAUAGGCCUCUGCUUCUCCCUUAACCUAUGCUGCAUUUAUUGAAAGUUACAAGAUUUAACCAGAAGUUUUUCCUCCAUACUGGCUUUUAUCAACAAAAUAAAAAGAUUAUAUCCAAA